Penicillium griseofulvum is the source of this 684-nucleotide messenger RNA. RefSeq lists its product as uncharacterized. The coding region runs from base 1 to 684 and encodes 227 amino acids. The record is from RefSeq and is a predicted model, not a curated record. The transcript has a single exon. NCBI's taxonomy places the organism in Eukaryota, Fungi, Ascomycota, Eurotiomycetes, Eurotiales, Aspergillaceae.
AUGAAUUUCUUCUCUUCAAAUGGCUUCUUCGUCGGUUCCUCCGCCAUAGCCACGCUUGCAAAUCUGUCGCAGAACCCAUCCACCUUUGAGAUUGCCGAAAUGCAGGCCAUGGCAUUCCUCCAAGUCAACAGCAUCCUCGUCACCUUCUUCUGUAUGGUCGUCGCGCAGCCAAUGUCACGUUGGGCCGCGCGAGUGCUACUCUAUUUUGCCGUGUUUGUCCUCGUGAUCGUCGCCCUAGGCAAAAGCAACCUAGGUAGUGACAGUAGGGCAAACUGGAGACUUGCCUCUGACGGCUGCGCACACAGUUCAACGGACUACAGCGUCAUCAACCCAGUUCCAUAUCCAUCAUGGACUGUCGCUAUCUUUGCUGUUGCGGGUACAGCCGCGUUCUGGUUACAAUCUCUCAAGGAGAAAUUCCAGGCGGACAAGGUGCACAGGUCGAUGUUCAGGGUGAUGAUGCUAUUUUGGAUCUUGUUGACUGGAGUCUUGACUGCGUGCAUGAUUCUCGGCCUCACGAUGAUGUGGCGACAACGAAAGCAUCUGCGAAGUGUCGCGAGAGACCAAUUUGAAGAUGACCAGUGGGGAUUCGGGCAGAUUGCUGCCCUGACAAUUUGGGCCCCGAUACCCGUUGAAUUGCUUUAUAUUCUAAAUGGUGAGGAAAUCGUACUUCUUAGUGACAUUUGA